Cetraspora pellucida is the source of this 126-nucleotide messenger RNA. Lineage: Eukaryota; Fungi; Glomeromycota; Glomeromycetes; Diversisporales; Gigasporaceae. The record is from the annotation of a GenBank genome assembly.
AUGGACGUGUCGACAAAAAAGUUAUAUAAAGGGGUUACACCUUCGACGAUAGUAGCCUCGGGUGAAUACACGUGGUCACCCGAGGACACUACUAUCGCGUUUGAAGGUUCGUCGUUUAUUCGGUGA